Messenger RNA from Clupea harengus (Atlantic herring), 1809 nucleotides. RefSeq names its product carbonic anhydrase (gene cahz). Gene Ontology annotation, cellular component: cytoplasm. The record is from RefSeq and is a predicted model, not a curated record. Lineage: Eukaryota; Metazoa; Chordata; Actinopteri; Clupeiformes; Clupeidae. Gene Ontology annotation, molecular function: carbonate dehydratase activity; zinc ion binding. Gene Ontology annotation, biological process: carbon dioxide transport; regulation of pH.
UACGAGACUGGCAGCAGCAGCAGGUCUAUAAAAACCCUAGCACUUGUUCGCACAGUGUGUCAGACAGAAGUACCUAGUACCCAGAUCUGAGUUUUUGAGGACUGUACAUAUCACAAUUCAUAUUAGCCAUGUCUCACGGCUGGGGCUACGGACCUACUAAUGGACCAGAGAAGUGGUGUGAUGGCUUCCCCAUCGCUAACGGACCCAGGCAGUCACCCAUUGAUGUUGUCCCUGGCCAAGCGCCUCAUGACCCUGCUCUGAAGCCUCUCAAACUUAAGUAUGAUCCUGCCACCUCCCAAAGCAUUCUGAACAAUGGCCAUUCCUUCCAAGUGGAUUUUUUGGAUGAAGCAGACAAAUCAACUCUGACUGGAGGGCCCAUCUCUGGGACAUACAGACUGAGGCAAUUCCACUUCCACUGGGGGGCCAGUGAUGACCGAGGCUCUGAGCACACUGUUGCUGGCACCAAGUUCCCCUGUGAGCUUCACUUGGUACACUGGAACACCAAAUACCCCAGUUUUGGUGAUGCUGCCGGCCAGCCUGAUGGUCUUGCCGUGGUUGGAGUGUUCCUGAAGAUUGGUUCUGCCAACCCAAGCUUGCAGAAGAUUCUAGAUGCUGUGGAGUCCAUCAAAUUUAAGGGCAAGCAGACAACAUUCGCAGGCUUUGACCCCAAAAUCCUGCUGCCACCUUCCCUGGAUUACUGGACGUAUGAUGGCUCUCUGACCACACCCCCACUUCUGGAGAGUGUCACCUGGAUCGUUCUUCGUCAGCCGAUCAGUGUCAGCCCUGCCCAGAUGGCUCAGUUCCGUAGCCUGAUGUUCUCCGGUGAAGGAGAGGCAGCCUGCUGCAUGCAGGAUAACUACAGACCCCCGCAGCCUCUGAAGGGCAGGAAGGUCCGUGCCUCCUUCAAGUAAACGUCCACGGACAUUCUCACCUCAGUCCACCUGUGUACCUGCCAUAGUGCCCUAGAACCAGUAUAUGCAUUUUUAUAUUUGCCUCAUAGGAUCAUCUGUCAUGUUAAUGAUGGGAUGGGAAAAAAGCACUGGUCUUACUUAGCUUAUUUGCUUUUUACAUUUUUGGGGGCUGUUAAACAUUCCUAGUUUAGUCUAAAUUGCUGUUAGAUGUGUAGGUUAUGUCUCUAAUAGUGUUUUGUUUCUCACAAUUUGAGCUCAACUUGGAUUGUGCACUUAAUAUUUGCUCAAUAUUUUCUAUAUAUCCUAGUCUGAAAAUCUGCAAUUAGUUCUUUCAUAUUUCAGUAAAACUACUAGAUAUGUAAGGGAGGAAAUAAAAAAAAUAAAAAAAUCUCUAGCAGUUGAUGAAAUAUCUGUUGGCGUAGACAUGUGCCUCAGUGCUUUAUCCUAUCCCAUAAUCCCUCAGGGGAGGCUCACAUCAGAUUAACGCUGUUUCUCUGCCAAUAUUGGACUUUGCCUUUUUUCUCCCCCAUUCAGUUACUGUCAGUGGAGGACACCUGUAAUUAAUCCUCAGCCUGUCUGUGUAGUCAUUUCAUGUGCCCUCCAGUUUGACAAAUCAUGUAGCUAUGAUGCAUCUGCCUACAGGGCUUGCACAUAGUAAUUGCUGAACUCUCCAAGUGAUCCUUUGAAAAAGUGUUUCUUGUGUCUUAAAUCAUGUGGCAGGGGUAGAAGAUUGUUUUAAACAAGGAUUGUUUCAUGAUGACUUAUGUUUUAGUUUUGUGGAGUAUGAAUGGUAAUAGCAGAUUUCACUUGUGAGGAAGAAUUAACCUGUCAUUACGCAGUGUUUAUACAAGGAAAUUAACGUAACGCCAAUAAAGCAAUAUAUUUUAUGAAAAUGCAA